AUGAGUAACACCACAGUGCCCAAUGCCACCCAGGCCAAUAGUGACUCCAUGGUGGGCUAUGUGUUGGGGCCUCUCCUCCUCAUCACCCUGGUCGGUGUGGUGGUGGCUGUGGUAAUCUACCACCCCACUGAAGAGCUACACGUGGCUGAGCAGGAGCUGCUCUUUGACAUGGGGGACCCCAAGGUGGCACGUGGCUGGCAGAGGGGCUACCAGCUCAAACAGAUGCCCUUGCUGGAUGUCAGACAUGAUCUGACCUCUUGCCCUGAGCUUUAG
Molecule: messenger RNA, 273 nt
Organism: Equus quagga
Lineage: Eukaryota; Metazoa; Chordata; Mammalia; Perissodactyla; Equidae
Product: small integral membrane protein 29-like
Exons: 2
Coding region: 1-273 (90 amino acids)
Source: RefSeq, a predicted model, not a curated record